Molecule: messenger RNA, 2662 nt
Organism: Leguminivora glycinivorella
Lineage: Eukaryota; Metazoa; Arthropoda; Insecta; Lepidoptera; Tortricidae
Exons: 2
Coding region: 447-2648 (733 amino acids)
Source: RefSeq, a predicted model, not a curated record
AAUUUCUACUCAUUUUUGCCAAGCUUUAAGCCUAAUUAAAAAGCUAGAAAGUCAUCCUAAUUGUCUUUGACUAACUUCAUUCCAAAACUUCAUUCAAUAACAUAAUUUCAAAAUUACUGUCACAACAUUAUUCCUCCGCAUUUCCAUUCCGUUUGUAAGGUGCAAUAAAAAUACUACAACUACAUAUGUAUCUACAGUUAUAUCAAAGCGCAUAAUUAUUUACAAAUAUGCGGCAUAAUAGUUAGCAGUCAUGGAUCGUGAAGAGUGAUCUAUGUAUACAACUUACCUACCUAUUAUAUUGUGUUUCCAAUUCCAUCGUAGUGCUGCAUGGGGUACCAGUCGAGGUGAACCUCGCCAUGAAAUGAAUUUCUUCUGUCUAAACAUGUGUGCGUAGAUUAAAGUAGACAUAGUUCAGAAAAUGUGAUGUCUCUGCUAAAAGGUAGAAAAUGUUGAUGGCGAGAAAUACCGUUGACGAAAGUCGGGGUUUCGCAGAUAAUACGGAACGAUGCCACGAAAAAAAUAUCACGAAGUUUAAUGAAACAAAGAGGAAAAAAAAAGAAUUUAGGUCUUCAACUGCGGUUAACGCCGUAAAAAACAUUGUAGGAAUACAAGAAGUAAAAUGGCCUCGUGAAAAUUUCACUAACAUAAAGAAGUGCAACUACCUAGAUCAAAAACUGUAUAAACGGACAGCCCAGCCGCAGAAAGACAAUCAAAACUGGUGGGAAAUAAAACUUAUCAUAGCCAACCCUUACACAUUACAAACGAAAAGCAUACAAUACAAUACGAACAGACAUGGAUUGAACAAAAUUUUACUAAUGUAUUUACAUACAAAUUUAGCACACAAAACAGCAGAGCAACAGGUAUAUCCGACGUCAAACUUAUAUGAUAUAGAAAGAAGCUCAAACCAGUACGUUUUAGUAUCUGACCAGAGUGGUUACACUCAAUUAUGUCCAUCCGCAACAUAUUUAGUGAACGUAUCAUCAUACUUGUCUGACCUUCAAAUCUCAAAGUCUACAAACGCCGGAUUCAAACAUUUUCUAGUAAACUCCAAUUUACUACAAGAAACUAAAACAGAAGAAAAACAAAACAGGUUCUCUAACUCAAAAACAACAAAUACUUCUCUAUUUAGAAAAAAAAACGAGAUAUCCGGAAAUGGAAACCUAACUAACUUGACACCGUUAUCUACACACCAACAAUCGCCUUUUUACAAUCUGAAAGGCGCUUUAGGACCGUAUGCGCAAAUACAAGUGGUAUAUAAUGUUAUGGAGCAAGCAGGUACAGAGAAGAAAGAAAAGGGUACUUCCCAACAAUUCAAACAAAAAUCGCAGGGUAUUGGGAGCGGGUCCGUAAGUGGUGGAAACGAUAGUUCCAGUACAUCGUCGAAACGGCGAACGAUCAAAAUUGAGUCAGGUGUUAGUUUCAGCGUAGAAUUCAUUGAUAAAGAUAAAAGUAGUGCUAGUUCAGUAUCCAGCCCUGCACCAGAUACUGGCAAAAAGAAAGGAGGUAAGAAAGCCUUACAUCGAUGUCUUUGUACCACAUCAUUUCCAACAGACGAUAAAAAACUGAAAAAUAAACCAUGUGAUUCCGGUGUAUGUGUUCCGGGCAGUUGCAGUCCAAGUGAAUGUUUUAAACGACUUCAAGAAAAGUAUGGAAGUAAAAAGAAAAGUGAUAGUGAUGUUUCUUCCGGUCAGGCAUCACAAACACGAAAAACGAAAGAAAAACCUGGAAAAGUACUUAAAGAAAAAGGUUCAUCAAGCAUUUCAAAAUAUAAGGAAAGUGUCGAGGAAAAACCUCCACCGCAGCCAGAAAAGAAGAACUUCAUGACAACUAUGAAACAAUGUUGUCAGAAAUUACAAUUUUGGAAAAAAGAUAAGCAUAUAGAACUUAAACCCGGGGUUAUGGGCACUAACAUAUCUCUUAAAAAAGACGACACAGCUACAGCGGAUGCAAAAACAUCUACUGGAAAAAAAGGAAAGAAAGAAAAGGGCAAGGAAGGAAAAGGCAAGGAAGAAAAGGGCAAGAAAGAAAAGGGUAAGAAAGAAAAGGGUAAGAAAAAGAUAGAUACGAAAGAAGAAGUAAAAACAGAAACAAAAUCAACUGGAAAAGGAACGAAAAAGGUCCGACCUUUAAAACCAUACGAAUGCGAACCCGGUGUUUGUACUCCAAAAGUGUGCAGUCCAAAAGAGUGCUAUGAACGAAAAUAUCCACCGCCACCCCCACCAAAGAUUACCCAAUGUAUGAAAAUUAAAAAUUGUUUCUUAAAAAUGUGUUGUAAACGACCAGCUGCAGUAGAAAACGAUGCGGCAACCCAAUCGAGAAAAGCUGUACUUGAAAAAACACCAGGGGCAACUGUGUAUCAAGAAAAAGGAACGUCAGGGCCAAAGUCCGGCAAGUCAUCUCCAGGAGUAACGCCAACAACAAAGGAAUCAGGCAAAACUAAAAAGGGAGGUAAAGGGAAACAAGACGCGGGCGUCCAACAGCCUACCUACUCACUUGAUGGCGGCGAUGUCCAGACCAGGCAGCAUACAGGGUUCCCCGGUGUACAAUAUUACCAAACUGUCGACCCGAAUACUAUGACUACUCGGCAGGGGCUUAACAUCGGAUCUGAGUGCGAGUGUAGUGUUGAGUUUUACAAAAAGGUCUUUUGAGUAUUUGUUUAAGU